Molecule: messenger RNA, 7360 nt
Organism: Bombus terrestris (buff-tailed bumblebee)
Lineage: Eukaryota; Metazoa; Arthropoda; Insecta; Hymenoptera; Apidae
Gene: E(Pc)
Product: enhancer of polycomb homolog 1
Exons: 10
Coding region: 363-2966 (867 amino acids)
Biological process (GO): regulation of transcription by RNA polymerase II
Cellular component (GO): piccolo histone acetyltransferase complex
Source: RefSeq, a predicted model, not a curated record
CGACCGGUGGCGGUAGCAAGCCGAUUCCCGCGCGGCGCACGUCGCAUCGCGGAACUGCUCGAGCUGAACGUGUUAAAUGGCUGUGCGUCGGCCAUGAUGGCUUUGAGCAGGGACCGUGUCACGCAAACAUGUUUUCGAAGUGAUAUAUCUCGUUUGGUGACUGAGUGACCGUGUUCCAGCGCGAUGGCCGGAGAACGAUGAGGCCCUGAGCGCUCUCUGUGCCGGGUAUUACGGCCGCAGGGCCCCCAACCAGGCCCAGUCAGGUUCACGUUCCUUAAGUCCGAGGCCCGAGCCGACCCGACUGGUCUCACGGUUCGACACCAGCCACCUCGGUUGUCAACACGCGAGCCAGCCGCCUCAGGAUGAGCAAGCUGUCGUUCAGGGCCCGUGCCCUGGACGCUUCCAAGCCCAUGCCGAUUUAUAUGGCUGAGGAACUACCGGAUCUGCCAGAUUACUCGGCCAUUAAUCGUGCUGUGCCCCAAAUGCCCAGCGGCAUGGAAAAGGAGGAGGAAUGUGAACAUCACUUGCAAAGAGCAAUAUGCACAGGUCUGAUCAUUCCUACCCCUGAGGUAACUGAUUUAACAGAUGUGGAAGCUUAUGACAAAAUAUAUCCAGCUGACUAUAGGCUACCUCGUCAACUUAUACACAUGCAACCUUUUGCAAUGGAACAAGAUAUUCCAGACUAUGAUAUGGAUUCAGAAGAUGAAAAAUGGGUUGCAGUACAAAGUCGUAAGAUGGACUUAACUCCUCUUCAAUUUGAAGAAAUGAUGGAUCGUUUAGAGAAAAGUUCAGGACAAACUGUAGUCACUCUUAACGAAGCUAAAGCACUUUUGAAAGAGGAUGAUGAUUUAAUUGUUGCUGUGUUUGAUUACUGGCUGAAUAAGCGUCUUAAAACACAACAUCCUCUUCUAUUAACGGUUAAAACAGAGCAUCGGUUUGGUUCAGCUGCCAAUAAUCCUUAUUUAGCGUUUAGACGUAGAACGGAAAAAAUGCAAACGCGUAAACAUCGUAAAAACGAUGAAACUAGUUAUGAAAAAAUGCUGAAGCUCCGUAGGGAUCUCAGUAGAGCAGUUACCCUUUUAGAAAUGGUUAAAAGGAGAGAGAAAACCAAACGAGAACAUUUGCAUCUUACAAUUGAAGUAUAUGAGAAAAGAUAUCAGGCACAAGACUUUAACGGACAAAUAUUGGCAGAAGUAUCAGCGUUGAAGACACCAAGACCUGCUUUUGCUCCACUGUUCACGAAUCAGUUUGGUGUUCAUCAAAAUUGGGCAAAUAAAGUUUGUAGUAAAGAUGAUGUAGUACCCAGGAAAGAAAAAAGACAAUAUAAGAAGCGAAAGCAUAAAACCGAUAGCAGGGGAGGAAAUUUGGAAGAUAAUGGUAUACGGGGUGGAACAGGUAGCGGAGGUGGUCGAGGAAGUCGGCCUGGUGUUCUUGGAAGCGGGCUGGACCCGCUAAUAAGUUCAGACGAAGAUAGUCCGCUCCCAUCUCAUUCACAUUCUCAGCCCUCGGUUCCUUCAGAUCGCGAUGAUGAAGACACUGCUGAUGAGGGUCAAUUCACUUUCCGACGAAAUAGAAAUAGCACUUAUCUACCACCUGUAUCAGGUGGAUUUGGAAACUGGCCUUGGUGUGAUAAAAGUGAAGGGGGCUUGGCUGAUAAGAAGUAUAGGUUUGCACUGACCAGUAUCAGCAAACCAGUACCGAGAUGUAUUGGUUUUGCGCGGCGACGAAUUGGUCGGGGUGGCAGAGUAAUAUUGGAUCGCUGUUCAACCGAUAUGGAUGAUAUGUGGUCUUCUCUAGAUUUUACAAUACAUCAACCAAAACGGGAGCCAGUGGAAUCUGAUACAACUGCCACACCAACAAUUCCAAUCAAGAAGGAGUGGUUACACUUCCGACCAAAGACUCCACCUGUGUCAGUGCAUAGUCCAAGUGAAGAAAGUAGUGAUACGGACUCAGAUAUAGAGCCAACGUUAACUCCAUCGAAACCGCUUCCAUACCCGUUCCCACCUGAAGCGACAUCUAUCUGUGUGGAAGUAGAGCCCGAGCGUGUAGGAGAUGAACCACUUUUUACAUCAGAAUUCAAUAUCGCUGAUUAUUUCUCGGUGGAUACGCUAUCGGACUUUGAUCUUGCCGUUGCGAGUAUAACCGGUAGUGCGUGCAUCAGUGGUCUAUCGGAUAAUAACUCUAACGACAUGAGGACAGACGAACUGGGUAGUUCACAUUUUGUUGUGACUCCGCUACCUAGCAGUCUUUUGGCACAGCCUGCAACACAACAGAGUCGGCCUCAGUGCAGUGGUAGUGGUUUUAGUGUUGUAAAUACUUCUACGAGUUCUACAGUCCCGUCGUCUUUCUCGUGUACAACCAACCAACCGACAACGUCGAGUGUAGUAUCUACGCAAUGCAUAAGUGGUGCUACUGAGACACAGUCGAACCAGUCUAAACAGCAACAACAUAGACAAUUACCAAACAACAGCAAUCCUGUUUCCAUUCUGUCUAAAUCCUUGACUAGUCCAACGAAUAAUAGGAAUGGCGGUAGCUGUGGCAGUGGUAGUGCUGGAGUCAGAGUGUUUAGUGCAAGUACCACAACUAGUGGAACAAUUACAAACUUUGGCAAUGGGCAUCAAAAUGGGCCAUUGUCUCAUAUAAAUAACUCUAAUAAUCUUUCAAAUAGCACUCACGUUGUGAAUAAUCAGUCAACGAUAGUUCUGCCACAAAAACAUCCGCCGUCCACUCUGCUACCUGGCUUUAUCACACAGAGCAAAUUGGCGAGUCUCGCAAGGCAGCAACAACAGACGCAGAGUCAGGCGCAACAAAUCCCAACGUCCGGGGAAAUUACGCUUAAUAGUAAUAGUGAAAAUUUGGAUAUGAAGGUGGAUGGAGUGGAAAAUGUAACUUGCGAUGGUAAACCACAGCAACAACAGCUUGUACGGGCAAAUAAAACAAAUUCAUUAGCGAUGGAAGUGACAUGAUGCCUGCUAUUGGCACCCCUGUUGCCGCCAAUACGUCACUGGGGGCUUCGCUAACUUUACCUUGCCUAUGUCUGUCUACCUUCUGGAGACUGAACAUACACUACGUGCUCGUUAAUACGAAAUGCGGUACGGCUAGAUUGCAGAAAUACUCUGAUCAGUUGCCUGUUACAGCGAUGACAAUGGAACAGUGACAAUUCCAUUGCAAGUACCAAGUUGUUUUGACCAUGAAAUAGACUAUAAUUUAUUUCUCUAAGUCGUUUGUUUCCUUGCUACUUGAACAGUCACAAUUAUUCAAGACAGUCACAGUGUUUCAUUAAAUCUUUAUAAGGAGUAGUUCAUUUCUUUUUGGUAUAAUAAAUUUCGUAUUAGUUUCAGACUGUUGUUAUGUUUCUUCAUUUCUUGAUAUAAAUAUCAUUUUAGAUGUUAAUAGAUAAAUAUGAAAAUAAUAUAAUGUACAUACUCUUUGUUUUCUGAAACAAGAAAUAGUUUUGUUCAACGCAAGGGAACUUUUAUAUUUGACAAAAUUAUAGCCUCAUUUUUAUCAAAAACUUGGCAGAACUCCUUUCUCAUUCUUUUACUCAUAUGCAAAUGAUACCGUUGAAAUAUGUUUAAUAAAGUUACUAAAAUUAUAUCGUAGACUUUCUCAAACACAGCAUUAAUUAUUUUUAUUCCAGAAGUAUUACAGAGAGAUUUUCGUUUGAGUUUUCUUUUAGAAAUUUUGCAUGUUUGGAAUACAUAUUCGUACUUUUGACAAUUAGAUAAAUCUGAGAGAAGAUAAUGACUAGUACACCAUAAAAUAUUAUAAAAACUAAUUCUAAAUUAUAUUAUUUUGAAAUAUGAAAUCUAAACUUUUGGCGGAUAGUAUUUCUGUGUGUACAUUUAUGAUUGUAAAUUUUAUUUAAAUGAUAUAAACUAGAGAUAGAAUAGAUACCUCUUGUGAACAAUGUAUAGUAAACCUUUUAUAAAUAAUCUUAAUACAUAUUGUUUUUUCAAAGUUCUUAAUGAACUCAAAUUAAUUUGAUUUAUUGUGGGUUUUUAUGUUUAUUUCAAUACUGUAUAUACAUAAAUUCAGUUUAUAUAUAAGAAAGUAUUCAUCUUAUUUCUCUACAAGUAUGUUAAAAUAGUAGUAUGUUAAAAGCUUUCAGGCUGUGAAAUAAUGAAACUAUUAACAGUAAUAAUCUUUAUAUUAGUACAUAACAAAGGAGGUUCUAAUUGUUUUAUAGUUUUGAGGGCCACACAUUUCUACUUCAGUAACAUACUUUGAAUUAAUAUAAAUAUAAAUUAAUAUUUAUAUUAAUAUAAUAUAAAUAUAAAUUAAUAUUUAUAUUUAAAUUAUAUUUAAAUAUAAAUUAAUAUUUAUAUUAAUAUAAUAUAAAUAUAAAUUAAUAUUUAUAUUUAAAUUAUAUUUAAAUAUAAAUUAAUAUUUAUAUUUAUAUAUUUAUAUCUAUAUAUUUAUAUUUAUAUAUAAAUAUAAAUCUUAAUGUUGCGUUUGAGAAGGUUGCAUCAUGAAAAUCUAUAUUACAUUUUGACAAGUUCAUGACACUAUGGUUAGGAUUUAUAAUAUCUACACAGAACAUGUAAAAAUUUUCGUCUUUCAAUUUAGUAAUUGCGAACUGUGGAAAUAAGAAUAACGAUUAAUGAAUUUAUUUGCCAUACAAAAUAUGAAAGAAACGAUUUUUUCUGCAUAAUAAUAUAUUAAAUUUUAUUAAUUAGCUUGCAAGUAAAUUGAUUACUCAUCUUAUCCAAAAAAUUGGCAUACAGUGAAAUUGUGUACUAUUAAUUUGUUCAGUACUUUAUAGCAAGAUUUAAGUAACAGUCUUUGGGAAAAUGGGUAUAUCUUAUAUAUGUAUAUUCAUACCAGUAGAAUUCUUUACAAAACAUUGAUACAUUACAUAAAUAUUAGAAUAAUAGCUGAAUCUGUGUUUAAGCUUUAAAUAAGGGAUUAUCAGCUUCCUGCUUAAAUCAAACAUAUAAUGUCGUAUCAAUGAGUACUAUUGCCAUACAAAAAUUUAGUUGUUUAUGCAGACAAACAGUUUUUGAAAUCUACUGGUAUAAUUAUACGAAAAUUGAGAUUGAGGUAUUUUGGCAUUUACUGGUACAUAAUCCAUAUACUCUGUUACAUAAUUUUGCAGAUAAAAAGAAAAAUUUAAUUACCACUAGAUAAAACCAACAUGAAAAUGAAAAUAGUUACUGGAUCUGCGCAUAUUUUUAUGCGCGUUAUUCUCUUCCUCUUAGUCUUUCUGCAUUAUUGUCUCCCAUUCCAUGUAACUGUAUAUCGAGAUACUACAUUAAAAUAUAAGCAUUGAAUAAAAAAAUAAGUUAGCAAGAAAAUUGACAAUAUCGAGAUUCUAAGAUGUUUUUAUUUGAUAAUUGAUGAUACGAAAGAAGCAGUUGUUUUAUUUGAAAGAAAGAUUACACAUUUAUUACAAUUACACAUUUCAUAUUUUUGUGUGGCUAAUAGGAAGGAUACCUAUAAAAAAUACAUAUAGUUACUUAAAAUAGAUUAUUAAAUAUAUGAGUUUAGAAUUGACGAAAUUCAAGAGUAUCUGUCGCAUAAUUGUUAUUAUUAUUUAGAAAAGGUUUCAUUCACAUAUGCAACACAUUGUCUGUUGUUUAUUUGAAAUUUGUAGGCACUGAUCAAGACGAAUAAUAUCCUAGCCACUUGGACUGAAGAUUUAUAAUUUAAGUGUAUUACGAACGGCCAUGGCAAAGUCUUUCAGGUAGUCAUUCAUUUUCCAGACUUGAAGCAUAGAAAUUUUUUCCAAAUAUGCAAUAAAAAAGUUUUUUCGCGAGCCGUAAUACGAGAUCAAGAGAAAAAUAUAAAGGUGCAAAAAUUGCAAAUUCUAGAGACUUCAUGAAAUCAUAAUAAGAAACAAACAAAAAAGAUAUAUUGUACAUAUAAAAAUAAUUACGCUUAUUGUAUCUCUUACUUUUAGGUAAUUAACUAAAAAAUAACUGUAAUUAAUGUUGUUGUGGUAGGUGCACAGCGAUGUGUAUGAAAAUUUAUGAAUUCGGGACGAUUUUAGAGGAGGAGUAAUAAAGAAAUUUUAUCCUGGAUAGGACUUAUUAUUUUGUUAAGAAUUUCACUCGCCUGUAUAUUAUAUAACAUUUUGUGAAAUCUAAUUUCUGCCACAUUUGUAUAUAUACUUUAGGUAUCUGAUUAUUUCUCUCGUCUUUCUCAAACUCACUAUUGAACAUGAAGUGCUAUUUCACUUUUCUUAAUUAUAUUCACAAAUUUUCAAUUAAGUCGUAUUUCAUUAUCUUUCUCAUUAUUUUGUUUCUUUUCCCACAUUCAUAUCUUAUGUUUCUUUGCAAAAUUCAUUUAUGAAAAGAAGAAAAUAUCUUCCGUCACAUGAUUUUGAGAAAGACGAGUGAUAUUAUGCGGAAAAAUAUUUCCAAGAAUGUACUUGUAAAAAUCAUUUGUUUAUUUUAGUUGGAACGCUUUAAACGAAAUAUAGUGGUACAUGGAUUUUUAUAUAAAAUUUAUUAAUGUUAAAAAUAUUGACCCAAUAGCCAUUUUACAAAUGAAACGUCGAAAAUCUUCAAAGGUUUGAUCGCUCCAACCAAAGACUGAGUUCGCUUUACAUUUUCUGAUUUGGCAAACACGAAGUUUCAUCGAUAACGAGGCCGAUAUCUCGUUGCUUUUAAGUAAUUUAUGGUAAAUAAGCUAAACAAUAUGGUAAUCAAAGUAUUACUUAGCAAUAUUUGUGAAAUGUUUUAUUAUCCAAGAAAGUUUUUGUCAAAUGAUUUAUAUAGUUAAUCGAUGUGAUUCAAAAAAAAUAAUUCGGUGGAAUUGAGCUGUGAGACUUCGUGUUUACCCAAUUUGUUGCAUUCGCGGAAAACAAUACUGUACCAUGUAAGUAGGACUAAGCCGAAUCAAUGCAACUAUUUAGAGCGAUCGAACAAGACCUAUAAUCGUUUCGUGUGAAAAAAAAAACAAAUUAUUAAGAGAAAGAAUGAGCUUACAAAUAUAAUGUUCAACGUGAAGCUCUUAAAAAAGUUCUGAGUGUUAAAAAAACUUUUACGAUAAUAUCGACAGGUGUCGAAAUGCGGUGUAUCUAUUAUACGUGUAUUUUAUUCUGUGAAUACAGUAGGACUUCUAUGUCGCUGUGCGACAGGAAGAUUUAAUUGGAAAAAACGCUCCAACCAAAGCUCCAGUUUGAACGAAAGUUUGACGAGAGUAUAGAGAAUUUUUCUCAAGAUUGUAUAGUCGGAGAACGUAAAGGGAAGGUGUAUCAAAUUCUAUAUAUGUAGGAUGUUUGAUCUAGACAACCCUUUUAUUUGUUCUUCGAUACAUACAUCAUCUACUCUCUCGUCCCCUGAUAACACCUUUCACUGAGUGCAUGUAUCAAAUUUAAUUUGAUCCAAAUAAAAUAUCAUCAGAUAUAAAUUAA